This is a messenger RNA of Salmo salar (Atlantic salmon), 866 nucleotides long. The record is from RefSeq and is a predicted model, not a curated record. NCBI's taxonomy places the organism in Eukaryota, Metazoa, Chordata, Actinopteri, Salmoniformes, Salmonidae.
GUUACUGAGACACAAUCUAUUCCUGUAUAGUUAAAUGAGCCCCUAGUUAAUAAGACUAGACACUACUGUUUAUUGUUAUUUAUGGGCCGCAUCAUUCUUGUUUCUCACUUCAGUCACUUCACUUAUCUUCACAGAUGGUGUUAAAGCACUCCGAACCAGUGAUAGUGGUCCAAAGCCACUGCUCCUGUGUUGCAGGAAGUGCUCUGUUCAAUCAUCUGGUGGCCCUUCUUUACCAGACAGCGCACUACUCUCAGCUAAACAUUCCUGCUGCACCACCAGUUCACAGCUGCACAGACACAGAACAGCGUUGGCACAAGCCAAGAACACUUGGUGUGAAACCAGGUCCGGUUGAUGGGAUAGAGUUCCGUAAACCUACUAACUCGUGUGCUGAUGGAAUAAGAAGUUCUCUCUACAAAACACUCAAUGGAUACAUGCCUGACAUGGACCUUCUCCGCCUCCCAGAAACGUAUGCCAACUUUUCUCCACUUACUGCCCCGCUUGUGACAACAAUGGAAAUGUCAGCUGACGUGCCCCUGGUUGAGUCUGCCUUUGGGCCAGUGCAAGCCGGCAGUGUUCUGUCCUAUCAGCUUCCACAGCCAAAGACCCGUGAAAUUGUGAAGAUUGCCGAUGCCACUUCUCCACCAAUACUUCCAUUAGAUGGCUACAGGCUUCAGGCUUCCCAGUGUGCUUACGUCCUUAGCCAUCAGGAGCAGUUCCACCUCAAGGCAUUAGAGACAACCUACGAGAUGUCACACAAAGUCGAGGUUGCUACAAGGGAGCAGAGCAGCAUCCCGGAAUGGCAUCAGCUCAGGAAAAUGAGAAUUACAUCCUCUCGUUUCCGAGAGGUUUGCCAUGUCCGGGGAUAG